This is a messenger RNA of Menidia menidia (Atlantic silverside), 6873 nucleotides long. The record is from the annotation of a GenBank genome assembly. Lineage: Eukaryota; Metazoa; Chordata; Actinopteri; Atheriniformes; Atherinopsidae.
AUGCUGCAAUGCGUCUCCCAGCCAGCUCUGGGUCGGCGUGGCGAUGCUCGCGGCGGCCGGGGAGCGGUCGCCAUGGAAACAGCUAAUCAGACCUGUCAGAGGAUCCUCCAGUAUGAGAGUGACGUCCUUCAGACAGUAGUCCUGGUAAACCCCUCAGAGGAGGCCGCUUCCUCCGAGGGAGACGGGGGCUGGAGCUCCCUGGGUCAAAGCCUGGAGCAGCAGCCACUCAAAAGCCUUCUCGAUUACCGCCUGAACCCCGAGCCCCGGCUGCCCGCCAUGGACGGAGUCACCGAGUUCACGGAGUACAUCUCGGAGACGGUGGAUGUGCCGUCACCCUUUGAGCUGCUGGAGCCGCCGACCUCCGGGGGGUUCCUGAAGCUGUCCAAGCCCUGCUGCUACAUCUUCCCUGGAGGCCGGGGGGACUCGGCUCUGUUCGCCGUCAAUGGCUUCAACAUCCUGGUGGACGGGGGAUCCGAGAGGAAGUCCUGCUUCUGGAAGCUGGUCAGACACCUGGACAGGAUCGACUCGGUCCUGCUUACGCACAUCGGGGCGGACAAUCUCCCGGGCAUCAACGGGCUGUUCCAGAGGAAGAUCGCCGAGCUGGAGGAAGAGCAGAAUCAGGGCUCUGGAUCCAGCAGCAACGGAGACUGGAUGAAGAACCUGAUCUCCCCUGAGCUUGGAAUUGUGUUUUUCAACGUCCCGGAGAAACUCAGGAUGCCCGAGUCUACGCUGAAGGUGAAGCGGAGCAUCGAAGAAGCAUCACUGACGUUGCAGUACCUCAACAAGCUUGGCAUAACACCGGAGCCUCUGCACAGGGUGGUCAGCAACACCAUCGAGCCCAUCACGCUGUUCCACAAACUCGGAGUGGGAAAGCUAGACAUGUACGUCUUAAACCCGGUAAAGGAGAGCAAAGAGAUGCAGUUCCUGAUGCAGAAGUGGGCCGGAAACAGCAAGGCUAAGACAGGGAUUACGAUGGCGAACGGCAAAGAAGGAGAAAUAUCCGUCCCCUAUUUGACAUCAGUCACUGCCCUGAUUGUUUGGAUUCCACACCGCCCCACAGAAAAGAUCGUCCGAGUGCUGUUCCCAGGAAACGCACCACAAAACAAAAUCUUUGAGGGCCUGGAGAAACUGAAACACCUGGACUUCCUGCGAUACCCAGUGGCCACUCAGAAAGACAUAUCAUCUGGGGCUCCGCCUCCCGUCAUCAAGCAAACCAAAAUGAGGUCGCGAACGGACAGCAAAGAGAGUCUCAAAUCUUCUCCCAAACCUCACGCGAAAGCACCCAAGAAAGAAGUCGGUGGGCAGGAGGAAGAGUCAAAGAGCGACACCACUAAAGAAAACAAAGCUGAGAAAAAGGAAGAGAAGAAACCCAAAAGUCAAAGCUCAAAGGCCACCAAACAGCAGAAAAACAGUGAAGCGGCUCCUGGCGCAGACAAGAAAGAGAAAAAGAAAGUUUCCAAGGAAAAAACCCCCAAGCAAGACAAAGCAUUGAAGAUGGAUGAAAAGAAAGACAAAGAGAAAAAAGAGAUUAAAAAAGAGAAAGUAAAGAAGGACGAGAACAUAAGGAAAGAAGAGAAAAAAGAGAGUAAGGCCAAGGAGGACAAAAAGAAAGACCCAAGUAAACCCGAGCUGAGAAAAAUCACCAAACCCGACCUGAAGCCUCUCACCCCAGAAGUAAGAAAGACCCUUCACAAAGCCAAGGCUCAGGCUAAGCCCAAGUCUGACAAGAAUAAAGCUGUUAAGGAGGAAGCAGCUGAGAAGAAAAUAGUUCCAAGGAACAUACCCGAAGAGGUUGCUGCCGCAGCUCUGGCUGACAGGUCCAUCGUGUCCUCGCCUGAGGACCUCACCGAGGACUUUGAGGCUCUGAGGCAAGAGGAGACGCCCAAACCAAAGCCUGAGCUUAUCCAGAAUAAUCUGAAGUCUGGGCUUCCUGUCCACGCUGAUGCCACUUCCUCUGUUUCACCCGACCAGAAGGCACCUGAGGUCAAAUCUGCUGCCAAGCCGCAAGACGAGGACAAAGACAAAGGUGUAUCUCAACAGGUAGGACCUGCUCAAAUAAAGGUUGGACCUGUUGGAUAUGAUAGGAAGUAUGAGGAGGAGAAAAUGGAGAAAUAUGACUCGGUAAAAGACAGAUCCAAGAAGAGCGAGAGCUCAGAGGAGGAGGGAGAUGUGAUCGAAAAAGCCGAACUUGAAGGAACCGAGGACGACGAGGUCCUGAAAUACAAGAUAGAGGAGGUGAAGAGAGAAAAGGCUGUAAAGGAGUGGGACGCCAAGCCAGCUGAGCAAAAACCCGCGACUGGUGGAGCUCCAGUGACAGCUUCUGUCUCAGAGCAGUUCUCCUUUAUCCAAGAUGAGACCAUUCCCGGGUACUCCGAGACCGAGCAGACGAUCUCCGACGAGGAGAUCCACGAGGACACGGAGGACAGGAUCCCACAGCUGCGCUAUGAUGUCGGCUCCUAUGAAGUCUCGGUUCCCGACAUCCCGGGAACUUUCGACUCCAUGCACGGGAUCAAAGAGAUGAGGAGCUCUUUGGCGUCCGACGUGAAGCCCAAAGCCUUCGCUACAGGCCAGGAGGCGGAGCUUGCGCCUUACCCAGCUGUGAUUGCGGCUCCUCUGGCCGAAGAGGAGCACAUCUCCUCUGCGACAUCCAUCACGGAUUACGACAAACUCUCAUCCUUUGCGACGUCUGUGGCUGAAGACCAGUCGAUCACCUCAGUGACGGCGCCUCAGACGGAGGACGUUGGGAGGAACUCCCUCCUGCUGGACGCCAUGAACAACGUCCCCCCCGCCGUCCAAGGGAAAGACUAUCCCCACUCGGCAGGAACCAUCUCGCCCACAUCUUCUCUCGAGGAUGACAAGUGCUUUAAGUCUCCUUCAUCUGAUGAGUACCAGCCCCACAUUCCAGAGAUGGAGGGUGACGCAAAGAUCCAGUUGAUUCAUGAAGAAGAAGAUGACGAAGAGGAAGAGGAUGAAGACCAGACCCCGAACGUCGAUAUCCCUCUGGGUAAACUUCAAGAGGGUUACGAGCAUGCAGCCUCCGUCAUGCUCAGAGAAAAAGGGAAAUCUCCACCUCCCGUCCUUCCCACACAAUCUGUGAAAGAAAACCAGGCUCUCUUCAGACCAGAGGGAUUUAAAACCAGUGAAAUAAAGCCCGUCUCACCCCCUCCGUCCUUCUCCCCUGGUUUGGAGUCCCACUCCAGGCAGGAGAGUGAGGAACGAUGCGUAAGUCCUGAUGAUAGCACCAUGAAACUGGCUUCACCCACGCAGUCUGUGCCCACAAGCAGCGGCCAUUCUCCGACAGAGGAGAAAGCCUUUAAGACAGGAGAGAAAGAUGAAAUGCUGACCAAUGUGAAAUCUGACAUCCUGAAAACAGAUAAAUCUGUCACCAUCUCUGACAACACCUCAUUUAUCGCACUGCCGGCCGACAAAACCGCCUUUGAGGCUUCUGAGGAAUCUGAGGAAGAGAACGAGGAUGAAGACGACUUUUACACCAAAAAGGAUUUACAGCCCGCCGUCAAGGCCAAACUCAUGGAGGCAAAAGAGGGUUGCUUCUUGGAUGAUGACUUUGCAUUUGAGUCAAAGUCUCCAAAGAUAGAAACAGAAAUCAAGAGCACAGAAAAGACGCAGGUGUCCUUUAGUGCUCCAGAGAAACCAAAACCUCAAGUGAUGUACUCAGAUGAAGAGGAAGAUGAAGAUGAAAAUGACGAGGAUUUUCCAAGUGGAGUAGGAGCCAAGCCCUCCGCAACCAGUCAAGACAAAGAUGAAUCUAAAAAUAUCAGCGUUGAAAAAACAGACAUCACUGACAAGGAUUCAGAUAAAAGUGUCCAUUUCAGUCUUUAUGAAUAUCCAGAAAAAGAGAGCAAGGAAAAGGCCCCAUAUACAAGACAAGACACCCCCUAUGUUCAUGGAAAAACGUUCUCUUACGGCGACAUUUACGACAGCAAAACGAGCUCAGAGGACUCCGAUCUGUGUCGUCAGGAGUCUGAAGAUAAAGCAGAAAAAGACUCUGAAAAGGGUGACCUGGACUCUGAGAAACGCCAGCCUCCGGCAGCGGUCGCUUUCAUGGAUCAGAAGUCAGAGAAGGAAGGAUUCACCGUCUCCUUCGAAAAAGAAUCCUUCACCUCCUCGUGGGCUGACUCUAAGACGUCCGGAGCCACAGAUCCAUUUGAGAAAGAGUCCAAAGAAAAGGAUUCAGGCUUCCAAUACAGCCCCAGCAGCCGUUUCCCCUCAGUGGCGGACAGACCAGAAGCCUCCACCACCUCUCUGUCAUCGGAAAAAGACAAAACGGGGUCGGUGGUGUUCCCGUCGCCAACACCCGACAAAGCCGCCUCCUCUGGCUACGGCGAGAAGGCGUCGUGUCUGGAGAUCGACAUGCGAAAAUUCACCGCCAAGGACGAAGAGGAUUAUGACGACGAUGAGGUCAUCGACGAGGACGACGAGGAAGAGGAGGAGGAAGACGAGGAGGACGGGGAGGAAAGCGGUGUCGAUUGUCAGAUGGAGAAAGGAGCCAAAGAGAAGUCGGAGAAAGAGGUCGGAAGCCCGAUCUCAGACAUGUUUGGCUCCAAUAGGCCUGAGUUUAUGGUGUCCAUGGCUGGAUAUGGAUACAACAGUCAGGGGAAGCCGAGCACGACGGGAAGCAGCCCGAGCUCACUCUGCAAAGAUGAAACCAAGACUGUGAGUGGAAAGCCAGUUGACUUGGGGGCCGCCGGGUUUUCCGGUUUUUCCACAGGGUUUGGAUAUUCCUACGGCACCGAGAGCAAAGAGCCCUGUUUACCAGACAAAGGAAGAGAGGAUUUCACUUCAAAACCAAAAGAGGAAAGUUAUUACCAGAGUGACAAAGCCGGUUCUGAGUUUGAAAAACAGAAGACUCCAGAUCCACUGAGCAAGAGUUCACUGGACACAAGUUUCCAGUACACGACCACCGCUGCCCCUGGAUACUCCUCGUCUUCGGCCUACAGCUACUCCUCCUCCACCUCGGGCUCUCUCUCCACCAGCCGUCAGUUCGGGGAGGAGUUGGAAACUCCUGCCUCAGCAGAGCCGCUCUUUGAGUACUCAUCCUUCAAAGACGAACCCUCUCCAGUCACCGACUCUCUCUUCUCCAGCUCAGCCGGGGCCAAAGACGACUACCUGGAAGUUUCCGACAAGCAAACCACCUCGACAGCCAAAGCCGAGCCUGCCUCCGGUGUAGCUCGCUUCUCGCCCAUGAGCCCAUUUGAGGAGGUCAAGUCCUUCCCCUCCCUGUCCCCAACAACUAUCGUCCAAGACAAGAAGCAGCAUGAGACUCCAUUUGUUACCGAUAAAGGCCUUCAGCCUGACUGCUUCUACAAACCCGAGUGGUCUGAAGGGUCGAAGCUGGACACAGCUGCUGCUUUCGGGGCCUCAGCCAGUCCUUUCUCCCAACUAUCGGACUUCUCCACAAGCAAAGAGGCAGCCAGCGCCGCCCUGUUCGGCGUCACUUCCUCCCCUCGGCCGGACAUCGAAGGCAAACACUACUUUGAGGAGACGGACAGCAGCGAGGAGGAGGACGAGGAGGCCUACAUCCGAGAAAUCACCAGGAGGUCUCCCUCUGGAGGCUUUGCUGGCGGCCUCCCCUUUCCCGAGAAGCCAGCUGCUCCACCUGCAGGCGAGAAGGCGAGCGGCGCCCUCCCAGAUGUUCUCGGCUCCUACAUGUCUUCACCUCUUCAACCCGGCAAGCCGGACGCAGCCAACGGCCCCACGGAGGUCAGCGGCGGCGCCACGCUUCCCUCCGGGGUCGUAGCCUCUGCUAAGCCGGAGUCCCGAGAGGGGCCGGCCAGUUACGUCCGGAGCUCCUACGAGUGGGAGAUGCCGAAGCCCCAGAUGGGAAUGGUUCCCGGAGACUCGCCUCCACACUACCGGCACGACGACGAGUUCGAGGAGGAGUGCGAGGUGGAGCCGGAGCACCCGGCCCGGCCACUGUCGCUGUCCUCCACCGAUCGGCCAUUCCGCUCGCCCUUCUACGCGGACGAGUGCAGCCGCGGUGGUCAGGACGACGACGACGAGGAUGAGGACGAGGAUGAUAGCGACCAGGAGGCGGCCAUGGGGGCCACCUCCUCCUACGCCAGCCGCACCUCGCCGGGAUACUCGUCCUCCGAGGGGAGGCAACGCAAACAGGACCUCUCACCCUCCUUCAUCAACCCCUGCAUGGGGCAGCAGUCCAGCGAGGACGAGGACGAGGACGACCGCUCGCAAGAGGGGGACGAGCACGACCUGUCGGUGAAGAGGAGGGCUCACAAACAGCCCCACCUGCCCCCCCACAGCAGGGGGGUCGGGGGGACGUCCGCCAUGCUGGGGCUGGCCACCGAGGACACCCCGCCCACCUCGGUCAGCGAGUCUCUGGCCUCCCAGUCCGACUCGGACGCCCCUCCGGGCACCGAGGAGUUCCCGUCCGCCGCCGUUGCCCCCGGCGACUCGGACGAGGACGGCGACUUCCUGCCGGUGGAUAAGUCUGCCGCCGGCCACCGAUCCGCCUCCAGGAGCCAGGACCCGCCUCCCGCCCCCCUCGUGGACCCCCUCCCCCACCCCCCCCACCCGGACGUCUGCAUGGUGGACCCCGACUCCGUGGAGAACGGCUCCGUCAAGAAAGAACCCAAAGCCAAAACCCUGAAGAAGAGCUCCGGGAAGACCAAGUCGUCGUCCCCGGCCCGGCGCAAGAGGUCGCCCAUGCCGGUGCGCCAGACGCCGUCGCCUCGCAGCGCCGCGCUGAAGAAGAAGGAGGCCGACAAGAGCUCCAGGAUGUCCCGGCUGUCAGACGGACAGGGCUCCAAGGACGACGACCUCUCCAGGUCGAGCUACAACCCCGGCAAAGGGCUGACCAACGGGGUGAAGAGCAGCUCAGGUGAGCAGACGCACUGA